Molecule: messenger RNA, 3810 nt
Organism: Cantharellus anzutake
Lineage: Eukaryota; Fungi; Basidiomycota; Agaricomycetes; Cantharellales; Hydnaceae
Exons: 16
Coding region: 1-3810 (1269 amino acids)
Source: RefSeq, a predicted model, not a curated record
AUGGCAUGCACUUUUGCAUCCAGUGGCUUAUUGGCCUUUCUUGGGGUCCUUGACUUCUUGAUGGGUUCAUCCUUUCUGGAACAACAAAAAUUUGACAUUGCACAGAUCAGGUUUGCAACACAGAUCUUGUCACUUGUCCCACAGGCUAUCAUUGUGGUGCUCCUUGCACUGCUUUCAUAUGGGAUCCAAACAAUAGCAGUCAAUUCCACAAUACGACGAUGUCAAGCAGUUGUUGUGCUUCAUGACAGUGUUGAAGCCUGGCGAGGCCUUGGGUCAUCGGUUCGUGCUGUCUGGUACAGCAAGAACUAUGCCUUCCCUGUCUGUUAUCAGUUAUUCCCUGCACUCAUUUUUUACAGCUCUAUCUUUGUGUUACACAUUGUGACACCUUCCUUGUUCUCAGUGGAUGUGGUGGACACACAACAACAGAUACAACUCACCAUAAACACUAUGCCAGGUAACAUCACCCUAAGUGAUCAGGCAGUUCCAACCGUGUUAGAAAUUAGAGCAUACAGUGCAGCUGACUAUCUAUACCAGCAGAGGAGCUAUGCUAUUGCUGGUGGACCCACUGGAGUGAACAAUACAAUCCUUUUUGGUACAAUGGAUCAAAAUUUGGAAGGUGUAGAGUUUGAGGAUCCCACAGCUCUGAAAUUGAGUGCCAAAUGUGGAAUCAUUCCUCGCACUCCUGGUGAUGCCUUUGAUUUUGAUUACUACAGAGGGCCUAGAAAACAUGAUCCAAAUGGUGCAUUCAUACUCUUCCAGCUCAACCCCAAGUUCACCCCCAUUCCUGGAACCCCACUAAUCUAUGGGAACUAUCCACCAUUCAUGGUAACUAUAAUGAAUCACAACUCAGGAAGUUUUGUGCUUGGUGGUGAGAAGCCUAGUCCAGCUUCACCACCACCAUUCUGGUGUGAUGACAGGCAAGGCUCUCCCAUUCAUCUCACAAAAGAGGUCCAAGUUUAUACAUCUGUGUCAACUGCUCAUUCAACCAGGAAAAAGGUUGCCUUGGAGUCUGUCAACAUUACAUUCAAUAUAUGGCCAAUUGGAUGUGCAAUGUAUACACAAAAUCUAACUGCACAUGUAUCAGGAUCUGAUCAGAAACUGCUUGGGAUUUCUGACAUACAUGGAUACAACUCCCAGCCAAAGCACCCUGAGAUUCCCUUUGAGCAGAAGUUGGAUCCAACCAACAUGGUGGAAAAAUCUUUUGGCUUCUUACUGAUGUUGAUCAAUGUUGAUGAAUUACUCUUGGAAACCCCAGCUCAAACUCUUGAGCUACAUGAUACGACAAAUGGAGAGGUCUACACUGUACUGACAGCAAUGCCACCUUUCACACAAACCACCCUUUCAGCUCUCACUUCCACCUCACUGAACUCCACAUCCCCAUCUUUGGAUUUUCUGGGACUAGAAGAACAACUUGGCUCAUAUGCUGCCCUUUCAUUGGGUCUUGUCCGAAUGAGUUGGCAAUACCAACAGUACUUCAAUCAGACUUACCUGUUGGAGAAAGGCAAUUGGAUGCCUGUUUACACCAAUACCACUGGAGUUUAUCAUUCUAUUCAAGCCAUUGCCCAGGUCUCCUAUGUUCCCCUAAUCAUUGUCAAUGUGUUCUCUGCAUGUGCCAUUGUUAUCUCCUUCUUCAUUGUUUGGGAUGCAUUCAUUGUGGUGGGGGCAGUGGAUAAGCCACACUUGGAGCAGAUUGUCCAUGAUGGUGGCCUCUUUGACAUGAUCACCCUGCUUGCUGGUUCUGAGUCCAAUUCUGGUGUCAUGUUGCAUCACUGCUCCAAUAUGUUGGACUACAGACAAAUAUGUAAUGCUAUUGCUCAAUAUUCAGGAGGAAGUCUUUCCUUCCAAUCUCAAUCCAUGUUGCAACCAUUGGAAUCACAUACUGUGUGUGAGCCACUUGACAGAGUUUGGACCCAACAGCACCUAUCCAAGUUGGGGACUCCUGAGGUGCUUCACUCUACUCACCUGAUGGAUCUGUGGGUGAUGGGUGCAGGAGGCAUGUCUGCACUAAUAAUCUUUCAUGUAGCCCUGGUGAUAUUGUCCAGAACCCAUGUUUUGGAUCAUCUGUACUUUAACAUCAACCACCUGGGCCUAAUGAACCAGAUCUUGCUGAUCUCUGAGCAGGGUUUCUCAGUUAUAGUGUUGGGAUUAGUCACCCUAUCCAUCUCAUCACUUGCCUGCAAUGGAUCACUACAGAAAAGGAUGUCCUUAGGAGCACUACAUUACAGACUAGGAGCCUGGCGUCAAGGGCUUGGUUUUUGUUUCUUCUCCCUCUCAAAGGUCUCAAUACAACAACUUAUGGCUGAUAAAAUCCCAGGUCUCUGGAACAACAUCUCAUUCUCUUCACACUGGUUCAGUGAUGACAUAGCAGAUGUCCUUUCAGCUGCACCAUAUGUGCUAAUUAAUGCCUUAUUUGACCCAAAUCCUCUUGGCUGGAAACAAAGUAUCCUCUUUAGCAAACUCAGUGCUCCAGAAUCUCAAAGGGGAACCUUCAUUGACCCAUAUGCAACAAAGUACACUGCAUCAUGCAAAACAAUACCUCAGCCAACAGAAAACCCAUAUACUGGAUACUCUUUUCUUAAACAGAAUGAGUCAUCACCCCCAGAAAUCCCUUACUUAGUUGAAGAUCUACUUGUAUUGCUUGAGCCUCUGGAACUUGAUCACACUGGGGUGCUUUCUAUGGUUCACAUAUCAUCAAGUCCAUAUGCACUUGUGGAGAGAGGAGUGCCAUUGAUAGGUUCUUAUAAUCUCACCAUGCCUGUGCAAAUGUGGACAUAUAUUCAAAAUGAUAGUGUUUCUCCAAGUGAACUUGACCACUACAUCAAUGCAACAAAGAAGCUGGAGACUCUGAAUUUCACACUGUAUCUUUGGCCUGUGGCAUGUGCACUCCACAUCCUCAAUGGCACUGCUGUUGUGACUUUAGAUAAUAAGUUGGAGGCAUUUGUCCCUGCUGUGGCAGAAACACAUGAUCCCUCACCAGGAUACAUUCGGGCUCAAGAACCAACACACAUCAUUGAAAAAACUUGGGAUGGCCUAAUAUACCUAUUGUUGAAUACCCAAAUAUCUGCUUCAAGGCAAUAUUGCAAUUCAAAUGACUGGGUAGGGGACUUAAUUUAUAAUGGAGUUGCUGCUGCUGGUGGCGAAAUAUCUGCACUUGGUAAUCAGCUUGGUCUGUUCACUGCAACUUAUGUGGCAAUGCUUGACCAACAUUGGCAUACAAAAUAUGAGAAUCAGGACCCCAUCAAUGGUCUUUCUUGGCAACCACUCCAAGGCAUAGUCCAUGGUUCAAAUCAGGUGCUCUCUGCACGAUUCACCAUCCACAGUACCCAACUUUACUUUGGCUGUUUUUCCAUGCUCCUUCUCAGCAUAACUUCUGUCAUCACACUGCAGGGGGGCUUCAACAUGAAAGAUACCAUGACCAAAGAGGCUGGAGUACUCCAUUGCAUUCAGAUGCUCCAAUGGUCUUCUUUGACACAUCUGUUCAACAAGUGUCAUCUAUCCCCAGAUUGGAGUUCAAAUGGACCUAAAGCUAGUAAGGACCUACUAUGCAUGGAUGUUCAAUGCAAAGAUUUCACACUGGAUGUUGUUCAUGAGGAAAAUGAUAGCACAUUAGACUCACUGCCUGAUUUUCCUAGAACACCCAUGGCCACUCAGUCAGUUGCUGGGGGACACACUUCCAUCCAUAGUCCUGUCCUCCCCACAUUUGAUCCAUUGAUGAACUCAGGCAGCAGCUCAAGGAAUGGAUGCUUACAUGCUACAUCACUGUUUCCAGAUGAUUUCCAGCCAGCAGUAUCUAUACCCACUCCAAUGUAA